Messenger RNA from Arachis duranensis, 1062 nucleotides. RefSeq lists its product as uncharacterized. NCBI's taxonomy places the organism in Eukaryota, Viridiplantae, Streptophyta, Magnoliopsida, Fabales, Fabaceae. The coding region runs from base 1 to 1062 and encodes 353 amino acids. The record is from RefSeq and is a predicted model, not a curated record. The transcript is spliced from 3 exons.
AUGGUGAUAUUGGUAUUGUUGAUGUUGAAAAAGAGAGAUAUACUUGAGGAGUUACAUCCUGGUAGAAACUUGAAAGAGUUAUCAAUUGAUGGUUAUAGGGAUGAAAUAUUCCCCGAUUGGUUAGCCCUUUCUUGCUACUCCAAUAUAACCAAAUUGAGUUUGAGGAGUUUUAAGAAUCGUCGUCAGCUUCCUUCAUUGGGACAGUUACCCGCUCUGCAGCGUCUGGUGGAACUUUCCUCCGGCGUCCCUGAAAACAUGCUACGAUUCAUCGCAAGCUCACGGUUCAAGAUUCUAAGCUCAAGCAACGGUUUACUCCUUUGUGUUCAUCGAUCAGAAUUGUUUAUCAUCAAUCCAGCAACUUGUUACCUUUUAUACAUUCCCCUCCCCAACCACUUGCAGCAGCGAGGGAAUCUUCAUAGUUUGUCCAUGACACUGGAAUGCGACUCUGAUGAUUACAGGUUGAUUCUUUUUGACAAUGAAGAAUGGAGUUCACAUUUUGAUUGCCAUGUUUAUAGUCAUAAACAAGGUGCUUGGAGCUUAAGGAAGAACCGUUUCUUUGCUGGAUCUAGGAAUUUGAAAUUUAACAUGCCUGUGAUUUGCAAUGGCGCCAUUCACUUUAUCUCGGAUUGCUACAGAUAUCUUGCUAAAAAUAGCACUCAUUUUAGGCCUUAUAUCAUGUCUUAUGAAAUCUCGAACGGCGAUGAAGAUGAAAGCGUCGAAACCAAGUUGUUAAGGGUUCCUAAAGAAGCAAGAAAGGGCUCCCAUGAUAUCAGUUGUCGUAUGAGUAUUUUCAAAUGGGGAGAAGUUGCUGGCUAUCAAACUAUUUGCUUAGUGAGAUUGAGAAAGCGUGUGUUUACGGUUUGGAUUCUAACAAACUAUGAGUCGAAUUCGUGGAGAAGGAUCUUGAAGGUGAGAGUGAAAGGAAUGGGUUUAAUGGAACAGCAUCCUGAGAUCACAGGCUUUACCGUUUUGAACGGUGAUCUUGUUUUUGCUACCAAGAAAAAGAUACACUUCAUCCAUGUGGAAUUGGUGCCAAAAGUUUGCGUAGUUAUCUUCAAUUAA